This is a messenger RNA of Macaca mulatta (Rhesus monkey), 6321 nucleotides long. RefSeq names its product interleukin 6 receptor (gene IL6R). Gene Ontology annotation, biological process: cytokine-mediated signaling pathway; immunoglobulin mediated immune response. The record is from RefSeq and is a predicted model, not a curated record. Gene Ontology annotation, molecular function: protein binding; cytokine receptor activity. Lineage: Eukaryota; Metazoa; Chordata; Mammalia; Primates; Cercopithecidae. Gene Ontology annotation, cellular component: external side of plasma membrane; membrane.
GUGGUGAGUCUUCCGAUGCCCAAGCCUCACCCCAGACCGAUGAAAUCAGAAUCUCUGGAGCCCCGACCGAGACAUUGGUGGGUUUUGGGGCUCCCGGCUGAUUCCAGUGGGCAACCAGGCUACCAAGCACUGCUUUAUCAUAGGGGUAAGAGUCACAUCGCCUCCUCGAGGGCUCUCCAGGUGUGCCUUUCACAGCGUAAUCCUGUUCACGAAACCAAAAAUCAAAACAAGUGCCCUUUUCUCAUCAACAGAACCGGGAGGAAGGGCUCUGACGGGGCUGGCGGUCCCCUGUUCUCCCCGCUCAGGUGCGGCGCUGUGGCAGGAAGCCACCCCCUCGGUCGGCCGGUGCGCGGGGCUGUUGCGCCAUCCGCUCCAGCUUUCGUAACCGCACCCUGGGACGGCCCAGAGACGCUCCAGCGCGAGUUCCUCAAAUGUUUUCCUGUGUUGCCAGGACCGUCCGCCGCUCUGAGUCAUGUGCGAGUGGGAAGUCUCACUGACACUGAGACCGGCCAGAGGGAGCGGAGCCGAGCGCGGCGCGGGGCUGAGGGACUCGCAGUGUAUAUAGAGCGCCGGGCUCCUGCGAAUGGGGGCUGCCCCCGGAGACUGAGCCAGCCUGCCCGCCCACCGCCCCGCCCCUGCCGCCCGGUUCCCACCAGCCUGUCCGCUUCUGCGGGACCAUGGAGCGGUAGCCGAGGAGGAAGCAUGCUGGCCGUCGGCUGCGCGCUGCUGGCUGCCCUGCUGGCCGCGCCGGGGGCGGCGCUGGCCCCGGGGGGCUGCCCUGCGCAGGAGGUGGCGAGAGGUGUGCUGACCAGUCUGCCAGGAGACAGCGUGACUCUGACCUGCCCAGGGGGAGAGCCGGAAGACAAUGCCACUGUUCACUGGGUUCUCAGGAAGCCAGCUGUAGGCUCCCACCUCAGCAGAUGGGCUGGCGUGGGAAGGAGGCUGCUGCUGAGGUCGGUGCAGCUCCAUGACUCUGGAAACUAUUCAUGCUACCGGGCCGGCCGCCCGGCUGGAACUGUGCACUUGCUGGUGGAUGUUCCCCCCGAGGAGCCCCAGCUCUCCUGCUUCCGGAAGAGCCCCCUCAGCAACGUUGUUUGUGAGUGGGGUCCUCGGAGCACCCCAUCUCCGACGACCAAGGCUGUGCUGUUGGUGAGGAAGUUUCAGAACAGUCCGGCCGAAGACUUCCAGGAGCCGUGCCAGUAUUCCCAGGAGUCCCAGAAGUUCUCCUGCCAGUUGGCAGUCCCGGAGGGAGACAGCUCUUUCUACAUAGUGUCCAUGUGCGUCGCCAGUAGUGUCGGGAGCAAGCUCAGCAAAACUCAGACCUUUCAGGGUUGUGGAAUCUUGCAGCCUGAUCCGCCUGCCAACAUCACAGUCACUGCCGUGGCCAGAAACCCCCGCUGGCUCAGUGUCACCUGGCAAGACCCCCACUCCUGGAACUCAUCUUUCUACAGACUACGGUUUGAGCUCAGAUAUCGAGCUGAACGGUCAAAGACAUUCACAACAUGGAUGGUCAAGGACCUCCAGCAUCACUGUGUCAUCCACGACGCCUGGAGCGGCCUGAGGCACGUGGUGCAGCUUCGUGCCCAGGAGGAGUUCGGGCAAGGCGAGUGGAGCGAGUGGAGCCCGGAGGCCAUGGGCACGCCUUGGACAGAGACAAGGUUUGACUAUGUUACCCAGGCUGGUCUCAAACUCCUGGCCUCAAGGGAUUCUCCCGCCUCAGUCUCCCAAAGUGCUGGGAUUACAGAAUCCAGGAGUCCUCCAGCUGAGAACGAGGUGUCCACCCCCACGCAGGCACCUACUACUAAUAAAGAUGAUGAUAAUAUUCUCUCCAGAGAUUCUGCAAAUGCGACAAGCCUCCCAGUGCAAGAUUCUUCUUCGGUACCACUGCCCACAUUCCUGGUUGCUGGAGGGAGCCUGGCGUUCGGAACGCUCCUGUGCAUUGCCAUUGUUCUGAGGUUCAAGAAGACGUGGAAGCUGCGGGCUCUGAAGGAAGGCAAGACAAGCAUGCACCCGCCGUAUUCUUUGGGGCAGCUGGUCCCAGAGAGGCCGCGACCCACCCCAGUGCUUGUUCCUCUCAUCUCCCCACCAGUGUCCCCCAGCAGCCUGGGGUCUGACAACACCUCGAGCCACAACCGACCAGAUGCCAGGGACCCACGGAGCCCUUACGACAUCAGCAAUACAGACUACUUCUUCCCCAGAUAGCUGGCCAGGGGGCACUAGCAGGCUGGACCCUGUGGAUGACAGAGCACAAACGGGCUCAGCAAAGGAUGCUUCUUACUGCCAUGCCAGCUUAUCUCAGGGGAGUGGGGCCUUUGGCUUCACGGAAGAGCCUUGCGGAAGGUUCGACACCAGGGGAAAAUCAGCCUGCUCCAGCUGUUCAGCUGGUUGAGAUUUCAAACCUCCCUUUCCAAAUGUCUGGCUUAAAGGGGUUAGAGUGAACUUGGGCCACUGUGAAGAGAAGCAUGUCAAGACUCUUUGGACAUUCAACACGGACACUCAAAAGCUGGGCAGCUUGGUGGGGGCCUCAGUGUGGAGAAGCGGCUGGCAGCCCACCCCCCAACACCUCUGCACAAGCUGCGCCCUCAGGCAGGGGGGGCGGAUUUCCAGCCAAAGCCUCCUUCAGCCGCCACGCUCCUGGCCCACUGCAUCAUUUCAUCUUCCAGCUCAAACUCCUAAAACCCAAGUGCCUUUGCAAAUUCUGUUUUUCUGAGCCUGGGGACGGCUUUUACUUAAACCGCCAAGGCUGGGGAAAGAAGCUCUCUCCUCCCUUUCUUCCCCACAGUUGAAAAACAGCUGAGGGUGGGUGGGUGAAUAAUACAGUAUCUCAGGGCCUGGUCGUUUUCAACGGAAUUAUAAUUAGUUCCUCAUUAGCAUUUUGCUAAAUGUGAAUGAUAAUCCUAGGCAUUUGCUGAAUACAGAGGCAACUGCAUUGGCUUUGGGUUGCAGGACCUCAGGUGAGAAGCAGAGGAAGGAGAGGAGAGGGGCACAGGGUCUCCACCAUCCCCUGUAGAGUGGGAGCUGCGCGGGGGAUCACAGCCUCUGAAAACCAAUGUUCUCUGUUCUCCACCUCCCACAAAGGAGAGCUGGCAGCAGGGAGGGCUUCUGCCAGUGCUGAGAUCAAAACUGUUUUACUGCAGCUUUGUUUGUUGUCAGCCGAACCUGGGUAACUAGGGAAGAUAAUAUUAAGGAAGACAAUGUGAAAAGAAAAAUGAGCCCGGCAAGAAUGCAUUUUAACUUGGUUUUUAAAAAACUGCUGACUGUUUUCUCUUGAGAGGGUGGAAUAUCCAAUAUGCGCUGUGUCAGCAUAGAAGUAACUUACUUAGGUGUGGGGGAAGCACCAUAACUUUGUUUAGCCCAAAACUAAGUCAAGUGAAAAAGGAGGAAGAGAAAUAAUAUUUUUCCUGCCAGGCAUGGUGGUUCACGCCUGUAAUCCCAGCACUCUGGGAGGUCGAGGCGGGACGAUCACUUGAGUCCAGGAGUUUGAGACCAGCCUGGGCAAUGUGGUAAAACCUCAUCUCGACAAAAAGCAUAAAAAUUAGCCAGGUAUGGUAGAGUGCACCUGAAGUCCCAGUUAGUUGGGAGGCUGAGGUGGGAGGAUCUCUUGAGCCUGGGAGGUCAAGGCUGCAGUGAGCCGAGAUUGCACCACUGCACUCCAGCCUGGGUGACUGAGCAAGUGAGACCCUGUCUCAAAAAAGAAAAGGAAAAAGAAAAGAAAAAAUAUUUUCCCUGUUAGAGAAGAGAUUGUGGUUUUAUUGUGUAUUUUGUUUUUGUCUUAAAAAGUGGAAAAAUAGCCUGCCUCUUCUCUACUCUAGGGAAAAACCAGUGUGUGACUACUCCCCCAGGCGGUUAUGGAGAGGGCGUCCGGUCCCUGUCCCAGUGCUGAGAAGGGAGCCUCCCACGACUACCCGGCAGGGUCCUAGAAAUUCCCCACCCUGAAAGCCCUGAGCCUUCUGCUAUCAAAGGGGCAGGUUUUUAAAAAAUCCCUUACUGAGGUAAAGGUAAAAAUCCCAUUUAAAAAAAAUCCCUUACCUCGGUGCCUUCCUCUUUUUAUUUAGCUCCUUGAGUUGAUUCAGCUCUGCAAGAAUUGAAGCAGAACUAAAUGUCUAAUUGUAACACCGUGAUUAACCACUUCAGCUGACUUUUCUGCCCGAGCUUUGAAAAUUCAGUGGUGUUAGUGGUUACCCAGUUAGCUCUCAAGUUAUCAGGGUACUCCACAGUGGGGAUAUACCAGACCACAAAACCUUUCUAAUACUCUACCCUCUUAGAAAAACAGCCACCAUCACCAGACAGGUGCAAAAGGAGGAAAGUGACCAUGUUUUGUUUACCGUUUUCCAGGUUUAAGCUGUUACUGUCUUCAGCAAGCCGUGCUUUUCAUUGCUGGGUUUGUCUGUAGAUUUUAGACCCUAUUGCUGCUUGAGGCACCUCAUCUUAAGUUGGCAAAAAGGCAGGACGGCUGGGUGUGGUGGCUCACGCCUGUAAUCCUAGCACUUUGGGAGGCCGAGGUGGGAGGAUUGCUUGAGCUCAGGAAUUUGAGACCAACCUGGGUAACAUAGUGAGAUACCAUCUCUAUUAUAAACAAUAACAUUUAAGGAAAAAAAAAGGCAGGCAGGUGGUUAUGGUGGUUCCCUCCCAUCCUGCUGCAUAAAGUUUCUGAGACUUGAGAACAGCAAAAAUGCUGUUAAAGGGAAAUAUUAAGAAUGAGAAUCUGCAUGAAGGGUGAUUAUGUGCCCACAGUUAAUUCUUUAUACCGUUUUACCCACAUGUGGUAUUACCGAAGCCGGGCAGAACCAUGCUAGCGGAAGAUGUGAAAUUCAGAUAGCUCAUUAUUGCCAAGAGCUAGGCAGCUUUGAUCUCCAAAUUGUUAUUGCUUUCAUUUUUAUUGUAAUGGAACUGCUUUUUUUUUUUUUUUUUUUUUUUUUUGCUUUUUUUUCGUUUUGUUUUUGUAUUGAAGAGGGUUUUUUUCCCUUUAUUUUUCAUAAGCUACUGUAAAUGAAGAAAAAGUGUCUUCUCUGGGCUGUAGGCCUGGCUCAGUGUACACAGGUAUACAUCCUAAGCUCUCUCUGUUCUCUAAUUUGUGGUGACUGAAUAUGUGUCGCAAUCCACGGGGCAUUUCUACCUGUAUUUCUGCAGCACCCCCACUGCCUUGAGUCCCCAGCAGUGCUGUUAUUUGCCUAAUACCUGUAGCCAUCUGCCACACAGCCAGACAUGAAACGCUGGGACAGAGACCAUUUAGAUUAAAUACAACAGCUUAUCUUGCUGGGUGGGGAAAGUAAAAAAUAUGCUGGUUCAAGGUCUAAAGUAAAAUGAUAAAUAAUGUUUGUAGCAUUAAUGAAAUAUUUUCAAGAAAUGUGUCCGGGGGUAGCAUUGGCUAUGCUGACGAGGCCUUUGGUAACUCAGAAAGCUCUUGGCCCCGAUGGCGACUUGCCCUUGCACUUUCUUUAUCAGGCUCUGAGCUCACACGGAGCCUCUGGCAUUUCCCUGCUGUCUUGGGAGAAAGGAAACUGGUUGUGGCGGCAGGGUGUGGAAUCUGCUGCUGGAACCAGGCUGGAAGCCCACCUGGUAGUGAACAGGGCCCAGCGGGGCAGGCUAGGAGUGUUGUGGUCUAUGGGUUUGUGUCCUGGAGAAUGUUCAAGAAUGUCUUCUUGGCUGCUUUGGUGCUGAGCUCUGUUAUCUCACAGCACGUCCUGAAGGCUAACCCAGGUGGGGAGGAUGCUGACACCAGCUCCAGGUGGAGUUGGUGAGAAAUCUGUCUUAACUUGGAGAUGCAGGGGCAACCUGUGACCCUUUGAGGCAAGAGCCCUGCACCCAGCUGUCCCGUGCAGCCGUGGGCAGGGGGCUGCACAUGGAGGGGCAGGCGGGCCAGUUCAGGGCCAGUUCAGUGCCCUGUAAGGGCCCUUCAGCCUCCUGUCCUCUGUGCGGCUGGGCGCCAGCACCAGGGAGUUUCUAUGGCAACCUUAGUGAUUAUUAAGGAACAUUGUCAGUUUUAUGAACAUAUGCUCAAAUGAAAUUCUACUUUAGGAGGAAAGGAUUGGAACAGCAUGUUGCAAGGCUGUUAAUUAACAGAGAGACCUUAUUGGAUGGAGAUCACAUCUGUUAAAUAGAAUACCUCAACUCUACGUUGUUUUCUUGGAGAUAAAUAAUAGUUUCAAGUUUUUGUUUGUUUGUUUUACCUAAUUACCUGAAAGCAAAUACCAAAGGCUGAUGUCUGUAUAUGGGGCAAAGGGUCAGUAUAUUUUUCAGUGUUUUUUUUUCUUUUACAAGCUAUUUUGCAUUUAAAGUGAACAUUGUAAAUGUUUGUAAUAAAUGAUUUUUAAAAAUACA